AUGUGACCAGUUUGUCUACGAGGAAGCAGUCGACGCAUCUUCUUUGCGGCGAGUUUGAUGAUCUUUCUCAGAGAAGGUCACCUGCAGCAAUGUUGACCCCAAGAGGUCAUGUGCUUGCUCAGCUGCUGCUGCUAUGGAUAUUGAGCAGCCUCUCAGAGUCACAAGUCUUCUUGAAUGCGCCUGAGGAGAUAAUGGUGGAACAACUUUCUAGUGCCAAUGUCACCAUCACCUCAAGUGCGCCGCUCCAGCAGCUGGUGGUGAUCAACGUCAGUGUGUCCUACAGCUCGAAGAGCAACUCCUCGCUGAUCAUCAGCCUGCCAGAGGAGGUGUUGAUGCCACCUGAGACAACAUCGGUGGUGUUCACAGCGACGGCCCACAGUGUGGGUCAGGUGACCGCGUAUCUGCUGAGCAACAACACAGAGAUCCAGAGCUGGUCUUCUAGGCUGCGCUUCCUGGUGGUCCAUAGCAAUGUGUUGGCUGUCUUCAGUCAGGUGGUUGGUUGGAUGUACUUCGUUUCCUGGUCCGUGUCCUUCUACCCGCAAGUGUGGGACAACUGGAGGCGUAAAAGUGUGGUGGGCCUCAGCUUUGACUUCCUGGCGCUCAAUGUGACCGGCUUCAUUGCUUACACCGUCUUCAACGUCUGUCUUUUCUGGGUGGUUCCCAUCAAGGAGCAGUUUAUCCAGAAGAAUCCCAAUGGACUUAACCCAGUGAAAGCCAACGAUGUCUUUUUCAGCCUGCAUGCCCUCCUGCUGUGUUUCAUCUACAUCUUCCAGGCCACCAUCUAUGAGACCGGGGGUCAGCGGGUGUCGUGUACGGCCCGCCUCCUGCUGCUGAUUGGCUGGUUGUUCGCAGGCAUCUGCUUGUUUGUGGCGGUGGCCGGAUACCUCAGCUGGCUGGACUACCUCAUCUACAUCUCCUACAUCAAGCUGGCCGUCACGUUGGUCAAAUACAUGCCACAAGCCGUCAUGAACUACCGCAGGAAGAGCACGGUGGGCUGGUGCAUCGGCAAUGUGCUCCUGGAUUUAAGUGGCGGUGUGCUGAGCAUCUUGCAGAUGAUCAUCGACGCGUACAACAACGAACAGUGGGAGCUCAUAUUCGGUGACCCCACCAAGUUCGGUCUGGGCCUUUUUACAGUGGCCUUUGACCUCAUCUUCAUGAUUCAGCACUACUGCCUGUACCGAAAAGACCCGCAGUACGAGGAGGUCCAGCCGGCACAACAUCACUGACCACACAUUAGUACUGGACUCGUGUAUAUGUAAAACUAAGCAACACGCACUUAAAUGUUGAUCACAUGCCUGGAAUGUGGUUGUCAAUUCCAAUUUUCAAAUUAAAACAUAAAAGCACAGCA
This is a messenger RNA of Doryrhamphus excisus (bluestripe pipefish), 1348 nucleotides long. It is a transcript of the gene ctns, whose product is annotated as cystinosin, lysosomal cystine transporter. NCBI's taxonomy places the organism in Eukaryota, Metazoa, Chordata, Actinopteri, Syngnathiformes, Syngnathidae. Gene Ontology annotation, molecular function: L-cystine transmembrane transporter activity. Gene Ontology annotation, cellular component: lysosomal membrane. Gene Ontology annotation, biological process: L-cystine transport. The record is from RefSeq and is a predicted model, not a curated record.